Molecule: messenger RNA, 1131 nt
Organism: Arachis duranensis
Lineage: Eukaryota; Viridiplantae; Streptophyta; Magnoliopsida; Fabales; Fabaceae
Exons: 5
Coding region: 1-1131 (376 amino acids)
Source: RefSeq, a predicted model, not a curated record
AUGGUGUAUUUUGUCAAUGAUGAAGUGAAUAAAGAUUGGAGUGUUGUCGUGCAUUUGAAGCCAAGAGACUCAUAUGAUAUAGGGGGAAAUGAAGAUGAUGAAGCAUGCGAGAAUGAGCCAUGGUUAGAGCAAAACUUGAAUUCUUUAUUUGAAAAUGGUGAUAAUCUAUCAGAUGAGAUAUACCAAAGUAAAAGAGGUACAAAAAUCUACUUUGCAGCAGCAGCUGCAAAUUCUUCACAAGACAAGUUAAUAGCAGCUACAAAUUCAUCCCGAGACAAGUCGGCAGCUUCAAAUACAUCACAAGUCAAGUCCGUAGCAGCUACAAAUUCCUCCCGAGACACAUUAGCAGCAGCUGCAAAUUUCUCUCAACACAAGUUGACAACAGGUGCAAAUUUCUCCCGAGACAAGUUGACAGCAGCUGCAAAUUCCUCUCGAGACAAGUCGGCAGCUUCAAAUUCCUCCCGGGACAAGUUGGUAGCAGUUGCAAGUUCCUCCCGAGACAAGUCAGCAACUUCAAAUUCUUCUGAGCCAUCAUCAGUUGCUCCAACUAUUUCUAAUCAUCCUUCCGAACCUAAACAUAAACGUGGACGUGAAUCAAAUCAUUAUUGGACUGUUGAUGCCAUAGAAGAAUAUGAAGAUAGUACACGCCUUCAUUUAUUAGUGAGGAAUGUGCAUAAUUUGCCAGAAGGUUUGCGCAUAGUUGUCAAUUUUGAUAAACAGCAUGCAGUAAUAGGAGAAGCAGCCGGACUCCUUGCAGGAGUUUGUGGGCAAUUGGCCACUAAUUGUGUAGCAUUUCCAAUCAGUUUUGAUAAGUUGUCAGACAUUCCAAAGAGCUUUUUUGAAAAUCAAUGGAAAAUUUUGUCCCUAAAUCUUUGUAAGAGAAAUAAAGAAAUUCGGCAAAAACAAAUAAUUUCUCAUACUUCAGGUGCUAAAUCAAUUGCAAGAAGAAGGGCUGAAUUGGAGAAGAUUGAAGCAUAUAGUAGUCAACAAGCGGUGGAAUCAACCGUUAAUUCCCCUCUUGAUGCUCUUGGAGUAGUUCUUGGGAAAGAGCACCCUGGUGGUGUUCAUGGUUUAGGCAUGGGAGUUGUUCUAACAGUUGCUUUCAAGAACAACACUACAAAGAUUAAUUAG